Molecule: messenger RNA, 3120 nt
Organism: Drosophila grimshawi
Lineage: Eukaryota; Metazoa; Arthropoda; Insecta; Diptera; Drosophilidae
Exons: 5
Coding region: 102-2930 (942 amino acids)
Source: RefSeq, a predicted model, not a curated record
AGUUCUUUAGUUUUGGACACUUGAAUUGAGUCGAGAGCGGCAUGCAGUGUGGUUUUACAAUUUUAUGAGAAAAAUUAGACAAAAAAAGAAAUCGACAAAAAAUGGCGAAUAUUAAUAACUUAAGCCUGAGUCCGGACGGAUACUGUGUGUUUUGUUCAACGAAAACAAAUCUCGUUUGCCAUCGCUGUGGCGACUUCUAUUGCACAAAAAUAUGCCAGCUGAAGGAUUGGCCUAGUCAUCGGUAUAUAUGCUUCUCAAUUCCAGCCUUGGUGCGUCCCAAGGGGUGCUCUGUCUUUUCCAAUAUCAAUUCCACAUAUGCGCUAAUUUCCUCUGACGCAGCUGCCCCAAGCAGCCUCGCUGCAGCAAAUGCGCAGUCAGCUCAAAAAUCGAAUAUUGAACUUGCCACAAACGGAACUGUGUCAGAAUGCGAUAAGAGCAAAAUCAACAGAAAUACAGUGAUGAAUAAUACGUCUGCCACUCAGCCACCAAUACCAAUUGGUGAUAAUAAGAAUAACAACAACAGCAGCUCAAAUAACAUUACUUCAAAGGAAAUUCCAUUCAAACCCACUUAUGCCCAUGUGGCCAUGCCUCUAAAUAAUAGCAUUGUUUAUGUCACUGGAUUUCGAUGGCCGAAUCGCUGUUUUAUACGCGACGCCAGCGAAACUGCUGAGAAAGCUCAUUUGGAAAUUUGUCAGAAGGUGAAUUUAUUAGGCAAGAAUCAGCCAAAAUUGAAGAAAUUAAUCCCUGGUGGCCUCGCGCUGGCCAAAUACAAUGGGCUCUUCCAGCGCGUUAAAAUUGUGGGUAAACCUUAUUCAACUAGUCGACUUCACUUCAUCGAUCUAGGCAUGAUGAAUGCUUCAAAUAUAGCUGAAAUGCGCGAGAUUAGUAGCGAACUCUUGGAGCUGCCUUGCCACAACUUGGAGGUGCAGAUAAAGGAUGUGUCCAACAAUAAACUUACCGAACACAUCAACAAUUUUCUCAAGCAUUUCGAUGGUAAAAAAUUUAUACUAACCAAUAUCAAUGGCUGGAAUGUUGAACUGCUGCAUGUAGAGACGCAUAAAUCGAUGAAUGAACAAAUACGCGAUUUCUGUUCGAAUGCACAGGCUUAUAGUACACAUUCUACGAAACCCACACAGCAUACCAAGAACAAUCCUGAUCCCAAAAGGGCUGCUGAUGUAACAGAAAUAUCCGUUGAUCCGUACCUAAAUUCGGCUGAACACAAACCUGAAAUGAUAAUGGAUCGCACUACUGUUGCCAACCAUGCGCAGAUUGCCAAAACAGAAAGGAUGUCAGAAGUUAUUGAAAUCAAAUUGGAUAAAGAAUCAAUAAGAUCUGAAACGAAGCCCAAAGCGAGUGUGCCAUUUAAUAAUUCGAAUAAAAUCAAAUCAGAAAUAGCAAACUUGCAACUUAUGUUGAAAAAGGCCAAACACGAGCAGAUUGCCAAAACCGAAAAUAUCUCAAAUGCCAAUGAAAUCAAAUUGGAUAAAGAAUCAAGAAGCUCAGAAAUAACCAAUUUGCAACUUAUGUUGAAAAAGGAUCAAACUACUGUGGCCAGCAACGAGCAGACUUCUAAAACACAAAAUAUCGCAGAUGCCAAUAAAAUCAAAUUAGAUAAAGAAUCAAUAAGCUCUGAAAUAACCAAUUUGCAAAAGGAUCAAACUACUGUGGCCAGCAACGAGCAGACUUCUAAAACAGAAAAUAUCGCAGAUGCCAAUGAAAUCAAAUUGGAUAAACAAUUAAUAAGCUCUGAAACGAAGCCCAAAGCGAGUGUGCCGUUUAAUAAUUCGAUUAAAAGCAAAUCAGAAAUAGAAAAUUUGCAACUUCUGUUAACAAAGGCCAAACACGAGCAGAUUGCCAAAACAGAAAAUAUCUCAAAUGCCAAUGAAAUCAAAUUGGAUAAAGAAUCAAGAAGCUCAGAAAUAACCAAUUUGCAACUUAUGUUGAAAAAUGAUCAAACUACUGUGGCCAGCAACGAGCAGACUUCUAAAACACAAAAUAUCGCAGAUGCCAAUAAAAUCAAAUUAGAUAAAGAAUCAAUAAGCUCUGAAAUAUCCAAUUUGCAAAAGGAUCAAACUACUGUGGCCAGCAACGAGCAGACUUCUAAAACAGGAAAUAUCGCAGAUGCCAAUAAAAUCAAAUUGGAUAAUGAAUCAAUAAGCUCUGAAUCGAAGCCCAAAGCGAAUGGGCUAUUAAAUUUGGGUGCCAUUGAAACUAUUCCAACUUCAGUUUUAGCACGAGAAGCAACCUCUAGAGUUCAGGCUGAAACAAAGAAAAGUCCAGCAAAAGCAUUUGUUUCUAUGCCUCCUGUUACGCCAAUUAUUGUAAGCGAACCGAAAAUCCCCACAAAUAAUACGACUAAACCUGAUGUGGAACCUGUAUUAAUUCCACCCUUUGAAUUUAAGCGCCUCACCAGCCAAUCUAAUGGGGGACUCGAUAUUUUCAUUGUGGAUAAUGCGAACGUUUCACGAGGCAUCUUUGGCAGUUUCGACAGCAAUAAUGCACGCGACUUCUCCGAUCUGCAUUCUCGCUUGUCCGAAUUCAAGGACUCACAGCCCUACAGACCGAUGAUAAGGGAAUACGUUAUUGCAAAAUUUGAAGAUGUUUGGUAUCGUGCCCGAGUGAUCAGAAUAAUACAAAAUCAGCUAGAUUGUACAUACAACGUAAUGUUUCUGGACUUUACCAAUGUGGCCUUUGUCACCGAGCAGGACAUUCGCCGUUAUCCAGCUGACUUGACAGUGCCCUGCUUUACCAGCGUUUGCCUGAUUGAAGACAUGCCACAUCGACCGACUACGGACCAGAUCAACUUUUUGGAAAAAAAACUGCAAAUGAACAGCCUUUUGCACAUUGAUAGUGUUAACUAUAGACCACAUACCGAUAUCGCCUUGAUUAAGUGCGAUAGCUUGAUAGAAGGACUUGCUAAAAUGAUGUGAUACAGUUCCCUUUUCACUUGAGGUUUUAAUGUCUUUUUGAUUUGAAACAGUUAACAUUUAUUGUGACUAAUGUAAUUGCACCUCCAACUAAUUAUGACAAUAUGCAAUUUCGAUUUUGUACAAGUUUUUAUACAAAUGUUGUAGAUAAUAUUUGCUAAUAAAUUCGGAUUCUAAUAGGUAUCAAUCAUAA